AGUGCGGUGGCGUCGUCGAGUGACAACGGCGGGGCAGUGGGUUUGGCCGGGCCGGGGCCGGGGCAUGGGCCGGGGGGCAGCGGCGGCUCGCUCCACCACCAGCACCACGGCGCCCCCGCCCGCGGCUACCUGCACCGCCUCCAGAACAAGAAUUGCUGCCUCUGUUGGUGCUGCUGUUGCUCCUGCUCCUGGGCAAAAACUUGCCUGGCAGUUAGGAACAACCACGAAAAUGGCUCAAGAAAUAAAGACUCUAAUGAUAGUUUAGAUCCCGGCAAAUGGGACGGAGACCCUGCCGGGUCGCAAAUUAUUUAGAGACUUCCUUAAAUGUGAAUAUAGUGAAGAAAAUAUCCUAUUUUGGUUAGCGUGCGAAGAACUAAAAAAGGAGUCGAAUCCAGAAGCUAUAGAAGAAAAAGCAAGGUUUAUUUACGAAGACUAUAUUUCUAUUCUUUCGCCAAAAGAGGUGAGCCUGGACUCGAAGGUGCGGGAGACGGUGAACCAGAACAUGGUGGUGCCGACGACGCGGACGUUCGACGAGGCCCAGCUGCAGAUCUACACGCUCAUGCACCGCGACUCGUAUCCCCGCUUCGUCAACUCCCCGCUCUACCGCAAACUCGCUCAACUCUCCAACGGCGACGACAAGCCCGACCGACCCGACCCCACGCCCAGCGCCAGCACACCCACCAAAGCCUCCAGUUAAUCCCCGCCCCCUCCCACUCAUCAACCCUCUCCUCCCCCCGGCCCGGCUCCGAGCAUUCGUCUCCGAGGGCACCACACCACCUUAGUCCGCGCACACGUGGAGAAGUGAAGGAAGUGGUCGCAGAUUCUAGUGCAGCAGGCGAAAGCCAGGAACGAACAGGCAGCCGGAAACAGUGACAGGGGACUCCUGAUCGGCGCCUAAAGGAUAACCUGAGGCCGUGUAUUCGUGGCCAAAGUUUGCGCUUAUAUAGUUAUAAUCGUCGCCAAAGUAGCCGCCUAAAUACUCGUGGUCAGCUAGCUUAUUGGCGCCUAAACAGUAAUCGUAGGCCGUGUAUUCGUGGCCAAAGUUUGCGCCUGGAUAGUUGUAAUCGUCGCCAAAGUAGCCGCCUGAAUAUUCGCGGUCAGCUAGCUAUGAAAGCGCUUGAACUGAGACAAAAUUGUAUGAUUGAUACUUAAAUCUAUCAGUGCCCCCCGGGCAGGAUUCAGUUGGGCAAUGUACAGCUGUGAAAAUUGGUUGUCAGCUGGAUUUUAAGUUCAAUGUCGAAAGCCAUCUGGUUCUAGUCCUAAUCAUUCCAGGAAUAAAACUUAACAAAACCCUAAUGGUCCCUAAUUAUUGAUUAAGUAGGACAAACUGGCCCCUAAAUUUUUCCGUGAGAUUCGAACACUAGGCAGAAACAUCGAAUUUUUUCCCGGCGGGCCGGUCAAUAUUUAGGGUGGUCUUAGACCAUCAAUCUCCUCACACGGCAAAAAACCCAUAAAAUGAGGCAGUUUAAGCAAUUGUGGACCGAUUUUUCCACCUAACUUUUCGGUUCUAGUUCGCUCCUGGCAAAAGUGGGUUCACUAGGGCCUCAUUGCGUCGCUUUCCAGACGAAAGAACGUAACUGCACAUACAUCGGUAACUUUUUUACCGGUGGAAGGACCGGAGCCGGGCCUCUGCAAGCCCGUCGUUACUUUCCAUUUUAAUUUCGAUCGUUUGAUUGGUGUAUGUUCGUUUCCUCCUUUCUUUGUUCGUUUUUACUUUUUUAAUUCCUCGUCGACACUUGACAGCAGCCGAAGAGACUCGCCCGGGACGUAGCGCCGGGACGAACGUAACGCACGUAACGUAACGUAACGUUUCCGUAUCCCCGCUCUUACUCAGUUCACAGACUCGCUCGCAUGCUGAAAAUGCCGAAACGUUCAAGGAUGGAAAGAGCUGGAUCAGUUUCCUCGUCCAGAGUCGGUGACGUUCCAAGGUUGGGUGAUCCCUCUGCGCAGAAAAGCACUCGCACAAUCCACAUAAAGUUACCUAACUAUUUAGUCAAUGUUACCAUUGCGUUGAUAGUCUAAAUCAUCAUUGUUACCGGUACACAGUAUUACCUCAGUAACUAUUAAUUUUUCUCAGCUGUAACUAAACUUACCACUGCAGUUUUCGAAUUUUGCUAAGUUUGUAAGAAAUGUGUCCAGCCCAAGGACAGAUUCCAAAACUAUGGUUUCAUAGUUAUUUACUUUCUGACGUUACUUGAUUAGCUGUAUCAAACCACAUUAGUUACUUCUAAUACGUGACAUGAACAUGCAUUCCGAUUUCUUGUCAAAGUUCAUUAAGUAAUCAAGUAACGCUCCUGAUCUCUUUAUUGAUACCUGGCCGCCGUUCUCUGAAAUCUCAACAUGCAACUCCGUUUUUUUGUUGUAAAAUCGUGUGCAUCGCUCGAAUUUAUAAAUUUAUAUAAUCUCUCAUCUCUUAGAUUUUGAUGAAAUCUUAUAGAAAUAGUGGAAUCCUGUGACAGAAAAGAUUACCAAUUUUGAGAGGAAAAAAAAAAAUUACCUUGAUGAAAAUAUAAGUAAUCCUUUGGUCCACCACCCAAAAACAGGAAGAAAUCAAAAAUUGAAGGUUUUCAUCCUUCGGUGAAAUGCAUUAAAAGCACUUGAAUUCCCAUGAAUUUCUCAGAAGUAAAGUAUUCUCAAUAGCUGAAGAGACUGAAAUGAUGUUACAUUUCCGGAUUUUAAGAACAUCUUACUCUUCGAUUUGUGAAGAGUCAAAAUAUGUUCGAAUAUUCCUGUUCAAAGGUUCAUGCGACCUGAAUACAAGUCAUUUGAGAUGGGCCAUUAGACAAGGUCCGAACUAGAUUAAGCCACUUGAUUUUUCUUCUAAAUCUUCCGUCGAAAACGAUGCACACAAGGAAAGUUUGGAAAUCAGCUCCUGAACGAAAUAUUAGCAUGUAUUUUUAACACAGAUCGAAUGAAAGUCAGUUAUAAUACAAAUGACGCGAUUGCUAAUUUUUCCAUUUUAACCAAUGUUGACUGUAAACACUUCAUAUCUUGCUAAGGAAUUGAUUUUCAGACUUCUCGUGGCAUAAUUCGUUUUCCUUGUGAAGCUUUGAAAAAAAGAACAAGUUCUUCAGUGGUUUCACUCAAACCUUUGCUGGAGGCCCAUUGCAGCCUCAUAAACCCCUCUAUAACCUCGAAAACUGCGGGCCUACUUUCCCUAUGAGCCUACUUUUACUCUCACAUACGAACGGGGUGCCUAGCCUAGUGUUUAAUUGAUCGGUCUAAAUAAAUGUAACUGGUAUCACCCAAUAGUUUCCCAUUAAAUAUGAGUAUUUUCCACGAACCUUGGCGCUCACACACAACACGCACGUCUCCGAAGAAGAGAAAUGAAGUAGGUAAACUUUUUUUUUAUCGUGUGUUCCGAUACAAAUCUCGUACUUCUCAUUGUACUGCUGCUAAUUAUAUUUUUUAUAUACCUAAUUUGUAUUAUAUUUUGUUAUGAUUUACCUUGUUACUGAAUUGUAAGUGUAUAGUAAUCACUGCUACCCAAACGUAUAAUUUUAAGGCCCCACCUCUUUUUAUUAUAGGUACGCGGACCCGUCGCGAUCCGGCUUUGUAAAUAAUUUUUAAACAUACUUUUAUCAUUCUAUCAAUAUACAUAUGUUUGUAUAUUUGAGCAUUCAAGUAAUUUACAUUUGUUUUAUUUGUUUUAUAGGUGAUAAAUUUUACGUGUAGAAUAAGUGCAUUAAUUGAGCGAAUCAAUUAUGAUACUUGUAUGAUUAUUCUAGUCUGGACCAAUUCUGUUUUAAUAUCUAAUUUUAACUUCCACCGCGUGGGUGAACACUAUGCCUCAAGUUCAAAUACACCGAAUGUUUUGACGAACCAAAACGCAACUGAUUCUCCUGUUUCUUAACCUUGGAGAUCUUUCAAUAGUAAAUACCCGAACUUAUUCAAAAAUGUGUGGGUGUGCGACGGUAUGUUUUCUGAUUUGACGGGUUGAAAAGCAAUAAAUUUCAGCGGGUGAUCUGUAAAAGUGACCGAAUCAGUUUGCUCAUCUUUACUUCCUUUGUCCAAACUCGAACAUUAGCAGAAAAAAUCAAAUCACAAACAUCAAUAACUUGCCUUUCACGAUUGUCGAAUUCCUAUCUUUUAAUAAAGUCAUUAUGGAGUGAAAACUGAAAACACCGGUAAGCAAGAUUAAAAAUGUAAAACAAGCAUUGAAAAUUUUGGACGUUUUUGAGCCGUCGCAGGCUCAUUUUAAGCCGAGAAACCAAAACUGAAGAAGGAUAAAGAAUGUUAUCGAUAUGAUUUGUUUUUUGCACCUGAAAAUGAGUCCGUUACGGCUUAAAACGUAUAUUUUAUUCUUUUUUCUUUGCCUCGUUUACAUUUUAUUCCUGUGUACCAAUGUUUUGAGUUUUUUUAGUCUCUCGAGUCCUCUUUCGGGCUUUGUAAGUCACGAAUUUUAACCAUAGUGAGGAUCUCCUAACUGAUUUCCAUUUUAAGUCUGAGAAGCAGAAUUUACUUUAGGGCACCAUCUUUUUCCUUCUGCCUUCAAUAAAGAACGUAAUCAACAUCAUCUCCCAGAUGCGCGAAUAGUUGCAUUGAAACUUGAACCGUAAUCAGCUCGAUCUUUUUGGAUAGGGUAGUGAUUCUCUCAGCCCUGUUCAUCUUUGUGCUCGUUCUCGUAUUAUCUUAUUUAAAUCCAUGAGACAGAGCCGUACUCAAUCGAAAAUCCCUCAAAAUUGUAUUUGAUGUAAGUCGUCAAUAUGCCCGGCAUUGUAGGAAGUCGAGAAAAUUUGACGUUUAGAUUAUUAUCAGAUAUGCAUCACCUCAAUAUUGUGAUAAAGCACAAUUAUGACUAGUGCCGAUUUUGAAAAUGUUCAGGGAUAUUUAGGGAUCACAGCACUGGCCCGCCUCAAAGCAAUAGAGAAUUAACUUGAAUUUGAAGGUAUUCGUUUCAUGAGACUUCAUUCAAAGAGGAGGCCAUUCAACCGACGUUAAGAGUAUGACAGCAUACCUCCCAGCUAUUAUAUCAUUGACAGGAGCUCAAAGCUCACAGAGUGCUGAAGGCUUUUGGGAUACACAAGGACUCCGCCAAAGUGAGGGAAGAUAAAAUAAAAGAACCGGAAUUUAAUGCAAAGAAAAUGAAAGAAGGUACCGAUAGAAAUUUUCCUCUUUUUUACUGGAAAAAGCGUUGAAUCAAAAUAUUUCAUCGUCAAAAUUAUCGUAAAAAUUGAUCGAUCUCAUUAGUUUUCUACCCUUGAACAUUGAUCUACUCUGCGAAUGAAGUGAAGUUUCAGCCUAAGCAGUUCCCCGCCCCAAAUAUUUCGCGAUUUCCCCGGGGGAGGAUUGCUAUUGGUUGUUGAAUUUAGCUGUUGACAACCAGGAAAAAGCUCAAAUGAUAUUUCACCCUGACGAUGAAUUGAAAAAGAGAGGAUUGAGUCUUGAUAAGUCAUGUUAGCUUUUUUCUUCUUUUUUUGCGGUAAAUCAUGCACCGUUUUUAACCAAAGGGAAUUUGAGCAAUAACAAUAUUUACGACCGUUCAGACAGGUCCUGAAGAAGUCACCCUUCAAAUCCUCAGCGAAAGUCCCGAAAGGAGUUGGUGAGAGUAAAUUUUUUCUCUCUGAAUACUAUUACUAAUACCGAACUUUUUGGAACUUGUUCCAAAUAUUUCAAUGUUUCUCCUUAAUUUACUCUGUUAGUUCCAUGAAAAGCAUCAGAAAACGUAUCUAAGCUCCCCUUUAUCCCCAUCAUCAAAUGUCAACCGUAUACAUGUUUUCAAACGUACCGUAUGUCACACAUAUAUACAAAACAAUCUUCGUAUCAAUCUAAAAUAGAGUGUCUGUAGUGUUCGCGAGGUACUCUAGCAUCAUCUCUAAUGCCAGGCAGCCCGGCUUGACUGAAAAAAAUUGUAUGUGUCCUAACUAAAUGAGUGUCAAAACAUUUUCUAGAAUUUGUCAGGCCGCCCACGUAAUGUAGCUAUGAAAAAUUUGAGUUUGAAAACAUCAUCUACCUGAAACUUUUUGAUUAUGUGUAAAUUGCACUGCCUCAUUGCUACCGUUUUUUCUCUUCUGUUGAAAUUACUCUUCCUUUGGUCA
Messenger RNA from Bemisia tabaci, 6038 nucleotides. NCBI's taxonomy places the organism in Eukaryota, Metazoa, Arthropoda, Insecta, Hemiptera, Aleyrodidae. The record is from RefSeq and is a predicted model, not a curated record.